This is a messenger RNA of Phytomonas sp. EM1, 356 nucleotides long. NCBI's taxonomy places the organism in Eukaryota, Euglenozoa, Kinetoplastea, Trypanosomatida, Trypanosomatidae. The record is from the annotation of a GenBank genome assembly.
AUGGAUUAUUGCUGUUGUGCACGUGUACAUAUCAGUGUUUUCUUUCCUCCAUUCGUGAUGCGUACACUUUUUCGGCCUGUUCUCCUUACGCUUGCCACCACAACGGGGCAACGCGGACUGUGGAAGUGGAAAACAAGGAGGAGAAACAAACCGUGCCAAGGUUCGUGCAUCAUCAGACUUUUUCGCUUAAUGUAUGUAUGUGUUCAUAUAUAUAUUGUAUAUAUUUAUAUAUAUCUAUGUAUGUGUCUACACAUGCACUUGUCUUCCCCUUGACGUGUAAUAGCUAAAUACAUUGUGAAAGGAAUAUUAUUAUUCCAUCGGGUAAAAAUACCAAAUGCUUUUUUCAUAAUGUUUAA